AUGCCUCGCUUCCUUGCUCCUGCGACCCCCUCGGAACUACUCGCAUACAUUGUAACACAUCAGACUUCCGAGGAGCAACCGGCGCAGGCUGAUGCUGGCCGCCCUAGUUCUAGCCAAGAGCAGCGCACGCGAGUCCUCAAGGCCCUGGUAUCGGCUCCCUUAUAUCAGACCGCAGUUGCAAAGCAUAUACGAGUGCUCUUCAUGCCGACCGUUUCCCACCUCCGGGCUUACCUUUCCGUCUUUUCGCCGUCGGAUUCUAAGGUCCCUGCCCCUCCCAGCUAUGCGGCUUCCGAGAGUCGGUAUUCCACGCCUCUACUCCUUCUUUACGGAUUUCUAGAUGCCCAUCGGGACACUAGUGAAUGGAACGCUCAAGGCAUCUCCUGCACGGCAAGCAUCCUUGUGGAUGCUGCCUACCGCACGAGUUACACGCCCAUAGUCGUUGAGCCCAAGGGUGACGACGGCCACCCAGAGCUUGAUAUAUUGCUCUCGGAAUCCGUUCCCUUGCUCGGCGGAGCUACCACUGGCGAGGGCGUCUGGUCGGGAAGGACGGUUGAUGUGAGGCAGAUCUUGGGACGGUGGUUCAAGUUUUAUGAUGGACCGUUGAGUUAA
Molecule: messenger RNA, 609 nt
Organism: Scedosporium apiospermum
Lineage: Eukaryota; Fungi; Ascomycota; Sordariomycetes; Microascales; Microascaceae
Exons: 2
Coding region: 1-609 (202 amino acids)
Source: RefSeq, a predicted model, not a curated record